Molecule: messenger RNA, 597 nt
Organism: Prorocentrum cordatum
Lineage: Eukaryota; Dinophyceae; Prorocentrales; Prorocentraceae
Source: the annotation of a GenBank genome assembly
AUGCAGAAAAGCUUGAAGGGGUCUCGGCAGGGUGCCUCCUCCGUCAAAAGUGCGAUCGACAAGUGUGGGGCCGCAAAGCAAUGGAUUGCAGCGCUGCGCCUGUUGCGCGAGGCGUCCCAACCACAUGCGGAUCUCAGCCUCAGUCUAUAUUGUGUGACCGUCGGCAUAUGCGGAAAGAGCAAACAGUGGCGACAUGCGCUGUCGCUUUUCAGAGAGCUGGCUGGCAUGAUGCUGGAGCCAGACGUCAUCUUCUUCUACAGCAGCGGAAUCAGCGCGUGCGGAAAUUGCAAUCAGUGGCAGCAGGCGCUAUGGCUGCUCAGGGAGAUGUGGUCGCUGGAUCUACAGCCAGACCACAUUAGCUACAACGCUGGGAUCAGCGCGUGCAACACAGGUGUAGAGUGGCAGCGGGCAUUGUUCUUGAUCAGCGAGAUGCGGGAGGUGAGAUUGGAGCCGAACGGUUUCCAUUCAAGUUACAGCGGCGGAAUCAGCGCCUGCGGGAAAUGCGGGCAGUGGCAGCCUGCGCUGUCGCUGCUCAGGGAAACGUGGGAGGCGAAGUCGGAGCCCAAUGUGAUACAUAAUCACCUCUACACUGCCUGA